Colletotrichum godetiae is the source of this 2191-nucleotide messenger RNA. RefSeq lists its product as uncharacterized. The transcript is spliced from 4 exons. The coding region runs from base 442 to 2121 and encodes 559 amino acids. Lineage: Eukaryota; Fungi; Ascomycota; Sordariomycetes; Glomerellales; Glomerellaceae. The record is from RefSeq and is a predicted model, not a curated record.
GCGCAGCUUCUCAGUUGGAUAGGGUGGUCAAAGGCAUCUGCAGCCUAUCGAAUCUGUACCUUGCUCGGGCUAAUGUCGAGCCGUAAGCACUACACCCAGAAAUAUCUAUUCAGAGGGGGUAUGGAUCAGGCAGCACCAUUUCCACUACCACGUCCUCCAGCAGUAUUCCUAUUCCUACCUUGACGACUAUCUAUUACCAUCUUCAUCGCUUUUGGGGCCAGCCUUGGCAGUGCCUUUGGUCUAGUCUUUCCUCGGCGUCUGAGAAUAUGUGAUGAGCUUCAUGCAAGGACCUUCACAGCAGCGGGGCCUGGAGGCGGUGCUUCGGGCCUCUGCCGCCACCAUACCCUCAAGCCUAGCACCCUAUGGGAACUUGGAUAACCUAGCAGUCUCUCAAAUUCCCGGUGUGGUUAAUGAUAGUAACGAAGGGAGGUUGAUCUCUCAAUGGUACAUCAGCAACCCCCAUCAAAGGUCUUGUCCUCUUCUUCGGGUAGUAGACAGUCUACGGAUCUUCCGGCUGACCGUCAAACUGCCAGAUGGUCCGAUCCGGCGAAGAAUGCGUACGAUAGUGCCAUCGCAAUCCUGAGAAAAGAGCUUACAGAUGAGGAGUACCAACAGCUGCGGCUCCAAAGCCAGCACUCAAUGAAUGACGUGCAGUCUGCGGUCGAAACAGCGCGACAGGAGUAUCAGACAAAGUCAAAAGGAUCCAAGAUUCAGUCUGCUUUAAGAACCUGCUCAUCCAGGAUAAUGUUCUACGGAGCAAUUUUUGAUACUUUCUCUCAACAUCAUCCUGAAUAUGUAUCUUUAGGCUGGGGCGCCUUGAAGUUCCUCUUCGUUUCUGUUCUCAACCAUGAAGAACUGCUUGUUGAAAUAUCAAAGGCAGUAUCUAGAAUCGCACUCGUGCUUCCUAGAGCCGAGCUACACUCUGUGCUUUACCCCACGCCACGCAUACAGGACGCUGUCUCACAGCUAUACGCAAAGAUAAUAGAGUUUGCCAUAAUGGCAAUCAAAUGGUACAAGAAAGGCAAACUUUCUCACUCGUUCACGGCUAUUAUCAAGCCAUUCAGCCUGGGGUUUAAACCCAUUGUCGAAGAGAUUGCCGAACAGUCGAAGCAUGUAGAUGAGCUGGCCAGCGCAGCGGUUAAAGCUGAGAUCAGGGAUUUGCAUGUCAAUAUCCGCAUGCAAAACAAGACUAUACUCCAACUGACAGAGAUGGUUUCUUUCAUGCAGCAACAGCAAUCUCUCCAGACACAGUCUCUCCUUGCGUUGAAAGAAGAGCAUAUACAAAUGUUCAGGGUCAGCCAACUUGAGGAUAUAAGGACAGUCGCGCUACUGGAGGAUACGGCAGUAGCAGACGAUAGCCUAGCCUGGUGCCGGUCGAUGCGAAAUCGACGAAGGCAGAAAGCACCCACACAACUCCCUCUACCAGAGUUGUAUAAACUAAGAGCCUGGGCGUCUGACCCUUCAUCUUCUCUCCUACUUGCGGAAGGACAGGGAGUGAAGACUAGCUCGCUUGAUUUUGCAGCUGAUUUCCUUGACAUAGUUCUUGAGCAUGGGUACCCUGUUAUCUGGGCGUUGUCUUCCAUUGUCACUGAGGUCGAUGAUAAUAGCCUAGUACCCUCGAUCACGGGCAUCAUAAGGUCACUCAUAUCACAGGCUCUGGUAUUGAACGAUGCUGUGGUAGUCGAAGGCACUAACCCUCUCACGCCCAAACACUUCAAGUCUGCCGUCACCAUAUUGCAGUGGUUUGAUAUACUUCAGCGCUGCGUUUCAACGUUGAAGCGGCUUUUCAUUGUUUUGGACAUGAACGCCAUUGAAGCUGCUUUGGAACAAACAGAAGCUGAGGAUCAACUUUUCAGGAUUAGUGACUUCAUGGAACGGAUCACACGGGUUUGUCAAUCAGGAGGUGGAACUGUCAAAGUCAUCAUUGUCUCGUGGAAGUUUGGUGCGGAUACAUUCAUAGAUGCCGAAACCUUUUCUGACGACAGGCAUCUGUUCACUGAUAGGGGGCGAAAAACUGAGAGGCUGAUGAAACAACCCAGGUUUAGAGCCGCGUUCAAAAGAAAACACCAAAUCUUUAGGGAUAAGUUCAGAUCUUCAAUUGCUGUAGGGGAGGAAAAUUAAGAACUAUGAUCUGCAAUAGCUAUUCGACCCGAUUUUGCAUGGGACUGCAUUGUGUCUAGCAAGAUUAGCA